CACCACCCUAAGAAGAAACUUUUGUUCUUGCUCCCUGAAGGACCAGGCUCAGACUGGACCCAGCACACCUCUUGCUCCGGCAGCUGCCCCCCAGGCCAGACCACCAUGGAUUUUUUCGGCUCUGCCAUCGGGGCGACCAUAGGGAUCGGACUCUCUGUGGUUGUGGUGCCGGCAGCCCUGUAUGCUCUGGGCUUCACCAAAGCAGGAAUUACGGUCGGAUCCGUGGCCGCCAGAAUGAUGUCUCUAGCUGCCAGGGCCAAUGGCGGGGGGGUGGCCGCCGAGAGCCUGGUGGCCAUAGCGCAGUCGCUGGGGGCAGCAGGAGUCCCCACAGCGGUGCAGGCUGCCCUGGCAGCCAUCGGGGCUGUCAUGGGGCUUGCUGUGACAGGCCUGCUGUGACCCCCCC
This is a messenger RNA of Harpia harpyja (harpy eagle), 403 nucleotides long. Its product is annotated as interferon alpha-inducible protein 27-like protein 2A. Bases 106 to 396 code for a protein of 96 amino acids. The record is from RefSeq and is a predicted model, not a curated record. Lineage: Eukaryota; Metazoa; Chordata; Aves; Accipitriformes; Accipitridae. The transcript is spliced from 4 exons. Gene Ontology annotation, biological process: apoptotic signaling pathway. Gene Ontology annotation, cellular component: membrane; mitochondrion.